GGCCAGAACUUCACGUUUGUGCUCACUGACAUUGACAGCAAACAGAGAUUCGGGUUCUGCCGCUUAUCUUCAGGAGCGAAGAGCUGCUUCUGUAUCUUAAGCUAUCUUCCUUGGUUUGAAGUCUUUUAUAAGCUACUCAACAUCUUGGCAGAUUAUACAACAAAAGGACAGGAGAGCCAGUGGAAUGAGCUUCUUGAAACUCUGCACAAACUUCCCAUCCCUGACCCCGGAGCGUCUGUUCAUCUCAGUGUGCAUUCUUAUUUUACUGUGCCUGAUUCCAGAGAACUUCCCAGCAUACCUGAGAAUAGAAAUCUGACAGAAUAUUUUGUGGCUGUGGAUGUAAACAACAUGUUGCAUCUGUAUGCCAGUAUGCUCUACGAACGCCGGAUUCUCAUCAUUUGCAGCAAACUCAGCACUCUGACUGCCUGCAUCCACGGUUCUGCUGCAAUGCUCUACCCCAUGUACUGGCAGCAUGUGUACAUCCCCGUCCUGCCACCACAUCUGCUGGACUACUGCUGUGCUCCCAUGCCCUACCUCAUAGGAAUCCAUUUAAGUUUAAUGGAGAAAGUCAGAAACAUGGCCCUGGAUGAUGUCGUGAUCCUGAACGUGGACACCAACACUCUGGAAACGCCCUUUGAUGACUUACAGAGUCUCCCAAAUGAUGUGGAGGAGCCCAUCACCUUCUCUGAGGAAGCCUUUGUGUCCCACUACCGCUCAGGGGCCAUGAGGCAGUUCCUGCAGAAUGCCACUCAGCUGCAGCUCUUCAAACAGUUUAUUGAUGGCCGAUUAGACCUUCUCAAUUCUGGUGAAGGUUUCAGUGAUGUUUUUGAAGAGGAGAUCAAUAUGGGCGAGUAUGCUGGUAGUGAUAAACUGUACCAUCAGUGGCUCUCCACAGUCCGGAAAGGAAGUGGAGCUAUUCUGAAUACCGUAAAAACGAAAGCAAAUCCAGCCAUGAAGACUGUCUAUAAGUUUGCAAAAGAUCAUGCAAAAAUGGGAAUAAAAGAGGUGAAAAACCGCUUGAAGCAAAAGGACAUCGCCGAGAAUGGCUGUGCCCCGACAACAGAAGAGCAGUUACCAAAGACUACACCAUCCCCACUGGUGGAGGCCAAAGACCCCAAGCUCCGAGAAGACCGGAGGCCAAUCACAGUCCACUUCGGACAGGUCCGCCCUCCCCGUCCACAUGUCGUUAAGAGACCGAAGAGCAACAUCACAGUGGAAGGCCGGAGGACAUCUGUCCCGAGCCCUGAGCACCUGGUAAAGCCCUUGCGACACUAUGCUGUCUUCCUCUCUGAAGACUCCUCUGAUGAUGAAUGCCAGCGGGAAGAGGGCCCGAGCUCUGGCUUCACGGAAAGCUUUUUCUUCUCUGCUCCCUUUGAAUGGCCACAGCCGUAUCGGACACUCAAGGAGUCAGACAGUGCAGAUGGUGACGAGGCAGAGAGUCCAGAGCAGCAGACGCGGGAACCUGUGGUCCCUGUCUCAGCUCCACCUGACCGGGCUGCCAGCAUUGACCUCUUGGAAGACAUCUUCAACAGCCUAGAAAUGGAGGCCCCUCUGCAGCCUCUGGGCCAGGCCAAGAGCCUGGAGGACCUUCGGAUGCCUAAAGAGCUUCGGGAGCAGCCGGGGACCUUUGAUUAUCAGAGACUGGACCUGGGUGGGAGUGACAGAAGUCUCGGGAUGCCAGUGGCCUUGAAGCUUGCCCACCCAUACAACAAGCUCUGGAGCCUGGGCCAGGACGACAUGGCCGUCCCCACCAAGCUUCCUGCUGCUUCCCCCGAGAAGCCCUCAGCCCUGCUAGAGAACUCCCCAGCAUUGCACCGCCGACCUCAGAACCGGGACUGUGUCCUGAACUCCAGCAACAAGGAGGAGGUCCCCACACCCCCUCCAGGCAGUAUCACCAUUCCCCGGCCCCAGGGCAGGAAGACCCCAGAGCUGGGCAUCGUGCCACCGCCACCCACCGCCCGUCCUGCCAAGCUUCAGGCUGCCGGCACCACGCUUGGCGACUUCUCCUCAGAGCGUAUGCAAGUCGAGUGGGAAAGGCGGGCUGCCCCAAGCCCUGCCCCAUUUCCAGGGUGCCUCCCCAGCACUGCCCCUCGAGAUGCCCCUGAACUGCUUCAGCCUCUCACUGUGGCCCCAGGAGCCACUGGCCCAGGCAGUGAUGCCCUGCUUGCCCUCCUGGACCCACUUCACACAGCCUGGCCAGGCAGCACCUUUCCACCAGUGCCACCCCCAACAAAUGUAGCCACCCCAUUCACCCCGCAAUUCAGCUUCCCACCCGCGGGGACUGCUACCCCAUUCCCACAGCCAUCACUCAACCCCUUUGUCUCAUCCAUGCCAGCCUCACUGCCCACCAUGCCACUGGUCUCCACACCCACCAGGCCUUUUGGGGUGCCGCCUGCCUCACUGGCUCCGACUUUUGCACCCAGCCUCCUACUGUCAAAUUCCAGCUUUUGUGUGCCACACAGGUCUCAGCCCAACCUGUCCGCCCUCUCCAUGCCCAACCUCUUUGGCCAAAUGCCCAUGGGCUCCCACACCAGCUCCCUGCAGCCACUGGGACCCCCAGCAGUCACCCCUUCAAGGAUCCGAACGUUGCCCCUGGCCCGCUCAAGUGCCAGGGCUGCUGAGGCCAAGCAGGGGCUGACCCUGAGGCCUGGAGACCCCCCACUCCUUCCUCCCAGGCCCCCACAAGGCCUGGAACCAGCGCUGCAGCCCUCUGCUCCUCUGGAGGCCAGAGACCCCUUUGAGGAUUUGUUACGGAAAACCAAGCAAGAUGUGAGCCCGGCCCCUGCCCCAGGCUCAGUGGAGCAGCUCAGGAAGCAGUGGGAAACGUUUGAGUGA
Chrysochloris asiatica (Cape golden mole) is the source of this 2835-nucleotide messenger RNA. RefSeq names its product DENN/MADD domain containing 1A (gene DENND1A). Bases 349 to 2835 code for a protein of 828 amino acids. Lineage: Eukaryota; Metazoa; Chordata; Mammalia; Afrosoricida; Chrysochloridae. Gene Ontology annotation, biological process: endocytosis; endocytic recycling. The record is from RefSeq and is a predicted model, not a curated record. The transcript has 18 exons. Gene Ontology annotation, molecular function: guanyl-nucleotide exchange factor activity; phosphatidylinositol phosphate binding. Gene Ontology annotation, cellular component: clathrin-coated vesicle; cytosol.